Ectocarpus siliculosus is the source of this 4186-nucleotide messenger RNA. The record is from the annotation of a GenBank genome assembly. NCBI's taxonomy places the organism in Eukaryota, Phaeophyceae, Ectocarpales, Ectocarpaceae.
AUGGCUUGGUCGUGUCCAUCGGAACUUCUGAAGGGGCUGUCUCUGUCGGAGAAGAAGAGCCUCGCUGGUCUUGUGGCGGUGUCCUUACCGGCCGAUGACCUAGCGGACGGGCUUUGGAGCCUGACUCUCCUCGAAGACAUCUUGCAGCUUCUGGGCCUUGACAAGGACCUCGCGGAGGGGUUCUACCCAAUCACAGAGCGAUCCCGCCGGGGGCUGCCGCGGCCCGCGGACUCAAAGGCGGCAUGGGAGGAAAGGGUGGAGCCGUUUCGCGUAUGCCUCCCGCCCUUGGGAGAGCCGCGAUCGGCGGUACUGAGGGACCUCAUGGUGAUUGUGGCGCUGCGGUGUGGCUACGAUGCGAGAACGAGGGUAACCUUCCGAAGGGUCUGCGACGCGAUGCAAGUCCGGUGGCACCCGCGUGUCUCCGAGGUCGAGAGCACGCUCGCGAGGAAGGUCUACGAGCGAGUCGCCAGGGAUCGGGAGCGUGAGCUACGCACCGACCGCUGGCGGGGGUUCAAGAUUGGCGCCGCCAUGAUAGGGGGGGGUACCCUGCUCGCGGUCACGGGCGGUCUGGCGGCCCCCGCGCUCGCCGCGGGGAUAGCGGCGAGCUCGUCCGUCAUCGGCGCCACCGCGGCGGCUACCCUCAGCGGCUUCGCCACGACGGCCUGGAUGGCGACGCUGUUUGGGGCCGGUGGGGCGGGGCUGGUGGGGUACAAGAUGGACAGGAGAACCAAGGGUGUCAAGGAGUUUGAGUUCGAGUCUGAGACAUCGGUGGGCGAGGAGAUGUGCGUGUCGAUCUGCGUCCCCGGCGUUCUCAAGGAUAAAGCGGAUCUGCAGAGGGGGUGGGGCGUGGAGCCACGGGGCUCGGACGUUUCCGCGAAGGAGCGAUUGCGCCGCUUCUACUACGUCCACAACAGGGCCAAGGUGGGUGAUGUGGAAGACAUCCUGGUAGCCUACGACGGCAAGGAGUCGAAGCUUUGCAAGGCCCUCCACGACAGGUACGGGGCUGACCCCAGGGAUCCUCCCACGAGGGAGGCUCUGGCACGUGCGGAGGGCCGCAGAGUGGAAGGGGUCUCGCAGGAAGACCUGGCGAGGGAUGCGGCGGCUAUCGAGCAGCUGAUGGAGGCCGUGUUGACGAAGGAGAAGCAGGAGACGGAGAAGGCCAAGGCCAGGGCUGUGGAAGAAGCCAAGCUCGCCAAGGAGGAGCCUGCCAGAAACGCCGGAACGACCCUUUCUUCUACAAACCCCGGGGACAACCGGAGACCAUCCCCUACCGCAAGGAACGCCUCUGGGCGGAAACCUGCGGCGACGACCUCAGCCUCCCGUCACGGAGGGGAUGAUCGGAUGCCAUCCCCGGCCGCCACAAACGCCUCCAGUACUCCAGCAGGAAGAGGUCCGAGCCCCGAAGUCCCCUCGCCAUCGGACGGCAAUCCUUUCACGGUCCCCGGAGCGGCGGGCACCGUGGCGCCCACCGCCGCCGCAGUCGCGCCCGCAGCAGCAGCCGCCGCAGGAGUACCGCCGCACCCCACCGCCGAGCCCCGGGAUUCAGGGGGCAACAGCGGAUUGGACACCGGAAGCGGUGGCGGCGAUGGUCUCUUGCGGGACUGGGACCGGGGUCCCGACGGACAGGUCGAAGCUCUUCGGGGGGGGGUAGGGAGUAUGUCGUUGGCGGCGGAGGUAGGGGCUGCUGCUGCUGCAAGCAAGGAGGUGGAGGAGGAGUCGGACGAGAUCCAGAUUUUUGUUGAGGCUGACGGCAUCGGCGGCGCCGCCGAGGGUGCGGGGGGGGGGGAAGGGGGGGACAAGGGGGACCCUGAAAAGGAGGACAAGGAUUUGUUGAAGCACCGGGUUUGGUUCUGGCAGGACAAGCUGCCGCACACCGACCAGUACGUGCUACGCUGGGAGAGCGACUGGCUCGUUACCCUGGGCAAGAGCGUAGAGACGAUAAUCAAGAGCUUGAGCCAGAGCGCCAUGCAGGAGACUCUCAAGUACACCACUCUGGCGGCGAUCAUGACGUCACUAGCCUGGCCGUUGGCACUGAUUUCGCUCUCAAGCAUGAUCGACGCUGAUUGGACCAUCGGGAGGGAGCGGGCGGACGUCGCGGGAAAGAUUCUGGCCGACGCGCUGCUUAACAGGGAGCAGGGGUGCCGCCCUGUCACCCUGGUGGGGACCUCUCUGGGAGCCCGGCUGAUCUUCGCCUGUCUCGAGGAGAUCGCAAGGCGACACGAGCUUUGGGAGGAGCAGAUGAUGGAGGAGGCCGGCGGGGGGCAAGACCACUGGGGCUGCGCCGCCGCCGGCUCGUCCGCCACCACAGCGGGGAGGGGCCCACCUCGAAGCAAGAUGACCCGCCUUAGGAACGCCGUAACGCCGGACAACAGGGGCAAGAGCAAGGCCGGCCUCAACGGCGUCGGCGUGUCCGCCGGCAGCAGCAACAGCGGCGGCGGUAGCAGCAGCAGCAGCAGCAGCAGCAGCAAGAACGAGGCAAGGUGUGCCGCCGGCGUGAUCGAGAACGUUUGCCUGCUCGGCGCGCCUGUGGGAGCCACCGCGGCCCGGUGGGAGCGCGUCGCGAGGAUGGCCCACGGUAGGGUCAUCAACGGGUACUCCAAGUCCGACGUCAUCAUCGGCCUUGUGUUCAGGGCCAAGAGCUUGUCGCUGUCCGUUUCCGGCAUCCAAAAGGUGUCGGCGGUGGGCGUAGAGAACGUCGACCUCUCCUCGGUCGUCGGGUCCAACCACUUCAACUACAACCGCAAGAUGCCAGAGAUCCUUGAGCUGCUGGAUCUUGACAACACCUCCACGUAUAUCGGCCGCGGCGACUCUCCCGAGGAGAUCUCUCCAGCCGUUGCGGCGGGGCAGCGUUAUGGGAGCGAUAACGUCGUGGUGUACGGCACUACCGUAGUACCGCCGUAAAGUAAAGCUUACACCAGGUGGAAUGUGAUGCACAUGGCGAAUCCGUCUUAUGUAUGACGUGUAGCAGAGCUGCUUCUUGUAUGAGAGGAGGAGGAGCCGUCUUAUGUAUGGCACGUAGCAGAAUCGCGUCCUGUAUGACAUGAGGCAGAGCGGUCUUAUGUACGACACGAGCUAAAAGCCGUCUCAUGUGCGACAUGCGUCAGAGCUGCCUCUUGUACGACACGAGGCAAAGCCGUCCUUCUUAUGUAUGACAUGUAGCAGAAGCCGCCUUUUGUAUGACGUGAGAAAUAACCGUGACGUGUGCCAAAGCCAUUUUAUCUUCCGUAUGACACGAGCCCAAGCCGUCUCAUGCAGGACAUGCGGCAAAGCCGGCACAGCUGGCGACAUCGUGUCGCUCGAUGAAAAAACAUGAACGUGUUUGUAGUAAGCCAGGAUUUUUCUUUUUCUUGGAGUGCCUGAGCGUUCGUCUCUUCUUGCGAUAGGCGCAAUGUCGGCGUUCGGCGAUUGUGUAGAUAGACCUUGGUUGGCUGGUUGGAUGUUCUUCGCUCCUGUUGUGGGGGAGGUCCAUGGAGGUGCAAACGCCCACUUUCCCAAAUAGUUCUCCAAUUGUUCCCUAUUGCAAGUUGGGGUUUCUGCAGCGACUGAAAAAGUCCGACUGUAUCAUUGUUUGUGACAGAAACUCUCAAGAGGACCAUAAUUUUUCUUACAAAAUCUUGGCCUAGAAACUGAGACGUUCGAAUCAAGUCAUUUGGGAGUGGUCGGCCAGGAAUUACCCCCGUUGCUCUCUCUCUGUCGCUCUCUCUCCUCUCUCGUCAUACGUACCAAUUGCUUUUCGUGCCAACCAGACCCUCGGGUCUUGCACAAGUAUCAUCGUCCUCUAAAGAAUGGUACCUGACUGCCAAUUACAGCAGCAUUUACAGUUUCACACGGACAGACCACGCCUAAUUUAGUCCACAGCCACCACCAUCACCACACUUUUUGGCCAUUGUGCGAUUGCUGUGACGUGGCGACAUCUGGGUCUUUCCACCUGCUACCGGCAAUCUUAGCCCUCUAAGGUAGUACCGUAGUCAAGACCGACAGACGAGAAAAGUGUCCAAAACCAAACAACGGACACUGUAGACUACAGCAGCCAGGAAGGGGCACAACGUUGCAGUCUCCUACAUGACAAAGUUGGCGCCACUGCCGCCUUUGCCUUCAAGCCGCGAUGAGCCCACAUGGAGUGAGUAACGACUCGGGUUAAAAGUUACGAAGCCGUUUCGGACGGCAAACAAACAUGGCGUGUGAA